UCACUACCUGAUUUAUCAUACGACAGUCUGAGAACACAUGAUUUUCGAAUACGACAAUAGAUCGAAGAUUUAUAGUAAUUUAUAACAUUGAUGUUGUUAAAACUUCAUUUAAAAGGAGCUCUUCUAUUGUAAACCGCAGUCACAGUUGAUCUCCAUCAUCAUGACGUUUGGAGACCUGUGGGAUCAGAGAAUAUCUGCAUUUCUACUGAGCCCUUCUCAGUUUUUGGCUGCCACUACUGCUGAAAGUUUCCUGGCUGAGCUGUUACGAGAACUGAGAAAUGAUACAGCAAAUGAUCAACUUAAGAUUCUCCUUGCGUCUGUACUACUGGAGCAUCCAACCAUCCUAUGUCCUUCCGUCUCUGUGGGGGAGGAAACUGCCCUGGAACUAAUGUCAGUUUUCACCCACACAGCGCAAAAAUCCAUCAACCUCAAGUGCAAUGUAAUGCUGGCCAUCACUAACAUCAUAAUAUGCACAUCUUGCCUGGCCAGCCGCACAAAGAUGGCUGAGGAUUGGUUAGACCUUCUACUACAAACAAUUCACGAUACAAACGACUACAGAUGUGGGCUAAGCCAGCAGCCUAUUAGAACCACCGCAUGUGAUUGCCUACGUGAAAUGGAGACGUGCAAUCCUGGUCUUCUCUCUCAAAAAUUAGAGGUCCUGUAUCUUCUGAAACAUCAAGAAACAACAGUUCUCCAUCAAUCCUACUGCAUGCUGUAUACAUUAGGGCUGAAGAAUGCCACACGGAUCUUGACGAACCAGAAUGAUGUCACCGAUUUAGAGUUUAAGAGUGUUUUAGCAGGAAACGAAGGAUUUGCGUGGAAAAAUAAUCCGACACCCUUAACCCUGUUGCCAAUAAACAUGAUGGUGCAGGUGCCCACCCUACCACCAGGACUGGAUUGUAAAGAACUCAAAUCCAUAAUGUCCUCGCUUUUAGAGGAGUCUUACCUUCUAACACCCAUUUCCCAGUCCGCCCUGCUCAGGGAUCUCGUGGAAAUCGUAGCCAUGGUGCCAGGACUUUCUCCAGCGCUAUUCAAAUCUCAGCUUCUACGGCUUUUUGGUACUGCAGAGGUCGAGCUCAUGCACGCUACGCUGUUCAUGAAAGACACGUUCACCGACAGCCUGUUCACCGCCGAGGAUGAGAACUUUCUGCUCAAGCGUCUGGUGGGCAUGGCCCAACACCCGCUCCUUCGAAUUCCCGAGAAACUCUUUUAUAUGGACUGCAUCCUUCACUUUCCAGAGAACAGACCCAUAUCCAGCACCUCAGAGGAGAGUUUACCCGUGCUGGUUACGCCCCGUCUGGCCGCAUCUCUUCUUCCGACCGUUUUCAACGACAGCGCUACCAUGCUUUGCAGACUAAACCUGCUCUGUCUGGUGCACUUGGAAGCCGACGAAGGAGAUGCGGACAAAGGAAUUAGUUACUUGUUCGGUCACAUAAUGGCACUUCUGAAAAUCGUAGACAACGAUGGAAGCCGAGAAGUAGUGGUGACCUCAUUUAGGGCGUUGUUUAUUUUUCUCGCGCAUUUCAACGGAAUGGAGGAACUCGCCGAGAAGCUAAUAAACAAACUGUGCGACCUGUAUUCCAGACAUUGUCGUCUGGCUCCACACCUGAUCGGUCUCGCUGACCAAAUCCAGGUACGUCUGGAUGACCCCGUCUGGUCCUUCAAGCUGCUGAGCGGCCUUCAGAAACGCAUCAUGGAAAUGCCUCCGUUGCAGCUGACGAUUCAUAAUUUGAGCUGGCACCUAAAAGUGUUGAAAAGAGUAGCGAAAGAAGGACAGAUUACACAGAGGAACACCGUCUAUCUACUUCUCAAUGUUCUCAUCAAUUCCAACUUGUGCGAAAGAGGAAACUGGCAAGUGGGAAAUGCGGUUCUCGCCAUUUGUCGCAACCUGCUGGAGCACCCUUCCAUCGAUCGAGUGUUUAUCGAGCUAGCUGACCUUUUGCAAUACAUGUCUGCUCACUACGACGACACGGACAUUAAGGAUCACGCUCGCUUCUACUACACGUUGCUCACCAACCUUUCGUGGGAAAAGCUGACGGGGGUUCUCGCCAAAGGGCCCGACGGAGGACGUGCUAAGGAGCGGUCGCAUUCUGCCAUCAUGGCUGAGAGUGAAGGACUUGCCAACAACCUGACGCUACACAAAACUGAACGUCACGUUCUGCAACUCAUCAAAGUGCAGGAAGAAACCUCAAAGAGCACUAUGACAAGUUCAGUGUCAUUGGGUGAAAAUGACGAGGAGAGAAAUUGUUUGGAGGUUUAUCAGGAACAGUUUCAAAAGCCUGGCUUUGGUUCUGAGGUCACAUUGAGGUACAAUCUCACUCAUGCAGAAGAGACCGACGCUUUAUUCGAUAAAAUAUUUACUAUCUGUCUGCACUUUGAGCUGCAAGACUCGAACUAUGGAAAGAUAAGUGAUAUACAUGUCCCGUGUGUGUUUAGAGACAGAAAGCCUCCAGAGGUCAGCGUCAUUCUCAAACCCCAUCAACCGUACCCAACAACUCUGUGCGUCAGUGCCAUAUUUACCACACAAGACAGCCGUUCCUGGCACACGCAGCUGCCCGAUGUAAGCGUUUCAUUCCCAGAGAUAUUUCUUCCUGUACCUGUGCCGCCUAACACGUCAUGCGAACGCAAAGUAGAAGUGUUUGACCGCAUGUGGGAGUCCAUAGCCUCCGGGAAUCCUGACAGGUCUGACAUCAGUCUGUUCUGCUUCGAGAACGGAGAUGAGAGUCUAUGGGAUUUGAUCAAGACCCAUUUUGGAAGUUACCUGAUCGAGGAAAAGCAAAGCGAGAGAUCCUGGAAAGUCUUGUUUUUCCUUCCACCAAUGUUUCAUGUUCUGCUGAUGAUCAGACGGGCGGAGGACGCAGUUCAGGUCAGCAUCGCAACAGACAACUGGGAGCUUUUACCCUUUGUGAACUCCCACCUACAAAACAUUACUGAUGCACAACGGUAAC
Molecule: messenger RNA, 2948 nt
Organism: Triplophysa rosa
Lineage: Eukaryota; Metazoa; Chordata; Actinopteri; Cypriniformes; Nemacheilidae
Gene: ap5b1
Product: adaptor related protein complex 5 subunit beta 1
Exons: 3
Coding region: 161-2947 (928 amino acids)
Biological process (GO): endosomal transport
Cellular component (GO): AP-type membrane coat adaptor complex; lysosomal membrane
Source: RefSeq, a predicted model, not a curated record